CCUGUCCUCUUCACGAUCCCAUAUCCCUUGACCCAAUCCCUAGCAUACGCCCACGCAUCAUCCAAACAGCCAUCGUCCGCUACAUAGUCUAUCAUCGUUGUCAUCAUUAUCAUCAUUAUCAUCAUCGCACACUUCUUCAUCGACCACACUCUGCUAUAUCUCAUCUCUCCCCCGCUUCUGCAUCGUACCUAGAAUUCUCGACAUUCUUUUCUCUAUUUCUGUACCUGUUUCUGCCUCCGCACCUUCAUCACCAUUUCCUUUUAUAAUACGUCGCGUGGUGACCAUCUCUUUAUACAUCUAUACUCUACCGACCUACCCCCUCUCCCCUCCAGUCCCUCUACCACCUCUAACCAUCCCCUCUCGCACCAACCAUGCACUAUAAACCCCAGCCUCUACUGCCGCUCCAGAAACCAUCCUCAUUCCAGAAAUCUGCGGGUCGCUUCAAAAGCUCUGGCUCGCUCCCCUACAGACGCGCUGCCUUCCUUCUCGUCGCUAUAUCUUCUUCGCUGCUCGUCUUCAACACGACCCAUUUCCAGCCCACCUCUCUUUCAUCCUCCACAGUCCCAAGCAACCCAGACUCAUCUCUUUCGGCCACAACGUCCUUAUCUGGAAAUGGGCCUCACGACUAUGAGCACGGGAGAGAACCCCACUUGCAUCUUUACGACGAUCCCGCGAGUGGGGAUACGGAAGAUACGCGCGAUGAUGGCGACUUGUGGGAUGAAUUCGAGGACGACAUGGAGGAAGAGCUUGACAAUUUGCCAGGGGCACUAAGAACUCCCGGACGACAGCCACCAGUCCGUAUUCCCUUAAAGGCAGCAGAUGGUGUGCUGCCCGCUCACUGCCCUACUCUCUUCCUCACGACAGAAACGUCUUAUUACCCACCAUCAUACACAAGCUCCUCCACUGUUCCCUACCCAUCAUCCACCAACUCUUCCUCUUCUUUGCCAACACUUCUGCCUGACCAAGUCGCCUGCAAGCCCAUCCCCUCUCAGCUCCAGGACUACUCUUUGGCUUUCUGUGUCUCCACUCAGGAUUGCAGCCAAGGAUUUAUUCAAGUUGUGCGCGAUGCUGUCGUAGAUGACUCCCUGCUCCGUUUCAAGGUCUCAAGCAAUGCGGACCACGACUGGCAUUUCCGCCAUGUUGCCGGCCCUGAGGACUUCUACUUUUUGCUCGAGGGCGCACAAAAACUCGCCCUAGGCGCGCACUUGGUCUCGAGUGAUCUUUUGGUGAACAUGGACGGUGACCACCAUAUCCAGUCUUUCUCCGCCUCUAAUUCGACAGAUUCCGACUCGAACACGACCUCUCGCAAACUCGUCUACAGAGCCGACUUUCGCAUGACAUUACCAGGCACAGUCCAGAUUUCAGGAUGGCUCACGUACGAGAAAUUCAGGGCCAUUCGCGAGAACCGGCCGGGUGUCUGGCCCCAAUGGACGCAUUCAGUUCUGAUCGAUCCCAAGACUAAGAUUGACCUUCAGGAGCAGAAUUCGACAGGCGCCGCCACCAAAUUUACUAUUUGCCCUGACUGCGAGCUGGACUCUUUCCUGGCUCAGGCGAGAGCAUACCGCGAAGCCCAUUUCGAACAAUGUGACCGUAUGGCCCCAGUCCGAGGAUCGUAUUGGGAGGAGGAGCUGGCGCUCAGGGUGUACUCAGAGCUGGACUCUGUUAACAGAGCGCGUGGAGCAGGCGCUGGUUUCGUUGGGAACAAUGCAAAGAAAGAUGAGGACAGAACGACAAUGACAAACAAUGACAAGCUAACCAGAGGUUGGCGUUUUGUCCCCAGCGGAUGUACCAUGACCAAAACAUUAAGCCAGCCAAACGCUUCUUCGCAAGAUCCCUUUGCACCAACUUGUGACUCUAUCGCGUCCCCAGCUGCAGUGUUGCGCUCCCCUCAUCUCCAGAAGAUCAGUGACACCGAGGGUGGUGAUGAUUAUCCAAGGCGCCGUAUCUUUUUUACGGGCGACUCGCAAGUUCGGACGACAUACAACGCCAUUCUAAACCACUACCGUCCCAAUGACCCAAGGCACCAGCAAUUUCCUGUGCACGACGAGUACUUGCCCGGCCUGUAUACCCUGAGCGACGAUGACGACAUCACGGUCAUGCGCACUGCUGCGACAACCAUCCCACGAAAAGAGACCGACACAGAGAUCGAGCUUGUUUACAAGGCUGAUCAAUUCCUGGAUGUUUUGAUCGCCUCGACUGACGAGGAGUUGGACAGGUACGAUACCAUCUACCUUAAUUUGGGACAGUGGCCUGCGAGUGGGCCUGCUGGCGGCGGACAGUGGUCGACAGCUCGUUUGUUGGAACGCUGGGAAGCUGUUAUCGAGCGACUGAACCAGUGGAGGCAGUCGAGAAGCGACCGGCUGCAAGCGCUGUCGUUGUACUCAGACGAGGAUGCCGCACGCAAGGAUCCUACGUAUGGAUCUGGGGCGUCCUCGACCGUCAUCUGGGCCGGCAUGAACGCUUUCCCUAUGCGUGUUGAUCCAUCGAUCCGGGUGAAGGGCGACUGGAGGACAAACGCGCGCUUGGGCUAUUGGGACGAUUGGAUCGAGACCAUCUCUCAGGAGACCGGAGGAUGGUUCCGACGAAUGAACGCCUGGCAACUUACCUUUCCCAUGCUGGACCAGGUAACUGAUAGGGCCCAUUUCCAAAAGACAGACGCCAUUGACGCGCUCAAACUCGAGGCGCUUUACAAGCUGGACCUCUGCUCAAAGAUGGCUCCAGACAGGGCUUAUUCAAGUCCGCUCCACACAACAGCGACAAUGACAACGCCGGCGACUACGACAGCAGCAGUCUCAUAAUCACAUCCUUUCAUGUCUAAUGAUUUUAUUAUUUUCUUUUUGAUGUUCCCAUGUACUUUUAACUGUAAUUAAAGCUGUCUACGAGCACUG
Molecule: messenger RNA, 2888 nt
Organism: Gamsiella multidivaricata
Lineage: Eukaryota; Fungi; Mortierellomycota; Mortierellomycetes; Mortierellales; Mortierellaceae
Exons: 2
Coding region: 372-2798 (808 amino acids)
Source: RefSeq, a predicted model, not a curated record